Messenger RNA from Rhipicephalus microplus (southern cattle tick), 3154 nucleotides. RefSeq lists its product as uncharacterized. Gene Ontology annotation, molecular function: monocarboxylic acid transmembrane transporter activity. The record is from RefSeq and is a predicted model, not a curated record. Lineage: Eukaryota; Metazoa; Arthropoda; Arachnida; Ixodida; Ixodidae.
CGUUCUUUUGCUGAAGGGCAUAGGGCUUGUUGGCGGACAACGGCAUUCAUCGAGACUACCGAAAUAUUAGGUGGCGCUAGUUGCGAAGAACCUCUAUCAUUCGGGACAAGCUGAGAAGACGUGGAAGCACCAGGUAACAUGUUGACAGAUGUGUGCUUUUGUGCGGACCUGCUGUGCGGUUCUUGAGGAUUACGAUCUUCCGGCACAGUAUAGAACGCAACUCGCCUGUUCCCGUGAUCCUGCUUUCCUGUACGCUUGCAACAGGUGGUGGCUGGUUGCAUUGUUCCAAAACGUGUACCAUAUAGGCAAUGGCAUGGUGAAUUUUAAAGUAAACUAGAGCUCACGUGUGUAAAAGAGACAGCGAUGUGACAGCCGCGGAUUUAUCCAUCCCUGCAUUCCUGUCAGAGGUGCGCAUGUGACCUCACUCUGUGAGUUAACACGGCGCCUAGACAGCCUCCGACAGACCACGGCUUCGCUUUGGGCGUACAGGUUACGAUGUCGGGAGCUGUACACCUACGUCGUGUUACCGUGGACACCUGCUGGAGCGUUCCGGUUCUGGCUGCUCUAAUGACUCUGCUGGUCUGCAUGCCGUCAUCGUACAUGGGCCUUGUGUUUGUCUAUGUCGUGGAAGACUAUGGUGUGAGCCGCGCUUUGGCAUCGUGGACGCAAACCGGGCUCUUCGUUGCGGUGCACCUCUCAGGGCUUCUGGUGGGCGCACUUCAGCAGCGAAUUUCUCCCCCUAGGAUUGCCCUGUUGAGCGGGUUGGUGGCUUCCGCCGGCUUGAUUGCAUCAUCAUUUACAAAAGACAUAAUACUGGUGGCCUUGACACUUGGUAUUUUAUAUGGUCUUGGCAUGGGAAUGUUCCUCAUGUCAGUCUCUAUUUACAAUAUCAUGCUUUUUGAGAAGUACAAGGGCACUGCCAUGUCAAUGACAUUUCUUGCCUGGGGCAUCGCUGGACUCUACGGACCCGUUUUGCUGUACAAGCUUCGAGAAAGUUACGCCUUGCAAGGCGGCUUACUGAUAUGUGGAGGGCUACUUUUAAAUUCUGUUCCCCUGGCACUGCUUCUCAAUAACCCUCCCGGCACAGACUUUAGCAACCUCAAAUACGCUAUCAGCAACUGUUUAUAUCGGAGGACUGCAGUUUCCGCGCGAUCAGUCAAGGCAACAGCCCUUCCACUUGAUGAGCCAUCUGACUUGGCAGUAACCAGUGUUCCUGAAAAAAUGCAGAGUGAGGUGGACGUACAUUGCCAGGAUCUUCCGGCUACAGGCAGCUUGCACAGAACUGACAUUGAAUACACCGCUACAGACAGACUAGGCAGCAAAAUCGAGGCUGAAGAUUGUUCGGUCUUUGUCACUACGUCACAGAAUGGCUCUCCUUCGCGUAGCCGCUUGCAGUCUUUGCUGGAACUGCUGCGAACGCCAGCGUUCUACGUAUUUCUCGCCACAACAGUGGUGAGUGAGUAUUCUCUGGUUUCCAUCGGUACUACUAUCGUGGAUUACGCUAAAGACAAGGUCAUCGAGCUCUCCGUAGCGACGCAACUGAUGAUCUUCGGAGCAGUAGGACACAUACUGGCGCGCUUAACUAUCGUGCCAUUGUCCGACUGCGCGAAAGGCAGCCGCUUGCCGAUGUACGCUGGCGCCUUUGCUUGUGAAGCUGUAUCCGCUGCGGCCAUGCCACACGUAUGCUCAAUCGCCGCCCUUACCGUACUGCGCGUCCUAGAGUCUCUAGCGCAGGGCUUUAUCCUCUCUGUCCGCACUAUCCUGUUGGCACAGUAUUUGGGCAUCGAAAGAGUAGCCGCCUGCUCUGGCGUCUUCGGACUCGCCAUGAUUCCAGUGUCCCUCAGCAGCCCAGCUAUACUCGGGUUUUUCCGUGACAUCAUUGGAUCAUACGACCCCUUCUACCACAUGAUGGGUGCCCUCAAUGCAACCAUGGCUGGCUUGUUAUUCAUGUUCUUCCUUUACGACUGGAGGCACGCGAGGAAACCAUGAUUGAAGCAGUGUGGUCACACCGAUUGAUAGACUAGCAACAAAUAGCUGUUGGUCGUACAUUGUAUCGCCUACAAGCAGUUAAACGCUCAAGAUCUCACAUUUGAGGCUUGUACCUUGCCAUUAUCAGCCAUUUUUUUUAAUUUAAGAAGGCGAGGAGAUUUUAGGGGAAUGGGAUAACUUAUGUAAGGAAAUUGUACGACAAUACUUUAAAAUAUAAUGUUAAGAUAUUCCAAUUUCGUUUCUGAAGUUUGAAUAUCAGGCAUAAGCAUGUCACAAUCAAGAUACACUACUUCUCAUCAGAUGGUUUAUGUAAAAACAUUCAUCGCAAGAUCAAAGCUGCCAUAAAAACAUGUUUUAGAGGCAAAGCGAUGCAUGACGUAGAGUAUCUUUCAAGCAAAUGGCAAUUGCAAUACAGUAGAAGUAUUUCGUAUAGUUGUAUAAGUACCUGCUACUCUGCCGUACUUCACCUUGAUGUGGUCCUUUAUAACCUCCUAUGACAUACUAUGUUACCAUAUGGCACUAUUUAUCAGACAGUUGUGUUUAACUAUUGAGUUCAUAAGAAAGUGCAGACAGAGAGACAAGUAACUUUAAUUAACUCCUGAUGGACUAGCCGUGAGUAAAGUAAAUCAUUCAUAUCAACCUAACUUUUGUUAUUCAGUGCGCCUAAACAUAACACCAUUGAAAUAUAAAUAAUCCUACGUUUCAGAAGGUAUAUCACACUAAGUUCGACGCAACUAGCACACUGGGAACCAUACAGCUUGCAUUAAGCUUACUGAUGUUUUUGGCUUUUUGUUUGAGCAGUAGUGCGCCGGUGACCUUUAAGAAAUUAACCUCUUCACGUGAGCGGCAAACAUGUCCUUCUUCCACGGCGCAAAACUGCGCCUCCGAGUCAAUGUAUAUAAACAGAAGGGAACACUGCUUUUGAAUUAUAGAGCAAAGGAACUAGGCUGAACAAUACAAAUAUUGAUGAGCCGCUAAUAUUGAUUGAGUUGAAGAUAGCGUGCCAGUUUCCAUCAGCGCCCGAUAAAUCGCAUUGCCGUAUGAACGUGAAUCAUUGCAAUUUAGACUAGUCAAGUGUCAUAAAAAGUUUUUGUUCACCAGCGUUGAUAGGUACCCUCACAAGCCGAUGUUUAACAUGAUUUUGAAUAAAAUAAUGUUUAUAGUG